Molecule: messenger RNA, 1032 nt
Organism: Postia placenta MAD-698-R-SB12
Lineage: Eukaryota; Fungi; Basidiomycota; Agaricomycetes; Polyporales; Adustoporiaceae
Exons: 9
Coding region: 1-1032 (343 amino acids)
Source: RefSeq, a predicted model, not a curated record
AUGCGCGAUCAGAUCAUUGUCCGGAUGCGGUACCUGAGGCCUGACUCGUGGGCGGAGCGCGCGGACCAAUAUGAAUCUGAUGCGAACUGUGCCUCGCAGGGUUGGCAAUUCGAAACUCUGAUAGUCCUCGUCGAACCGCUUGCCACCGAACUGGCCCUGACUUCCUCGGUAGAGUUCGUCGUCGAUCCAGACCGAAUCGCCGAAGUUAAGUCAUUGCAGCUGGACGUCCCCGAGGCAACGGACGGACUUCUUCCUCAGCGUCCCUGGCGCCGGAUCUCAGUGAUAGAAGCGGGCCCUAAUCUUGAGCUUGGGCUUGUCCUCGGCACACACGCACGCGAUUGGUUCUCCGCACGAGCAUCAACGCCACCGCCACAGCAUCAAGCUCGCAGGGCACCCUCAGGGUCUGCCAUUGAUGGAAAGGGUGCGCACGGGGCCCACGAUGCGCGGGGGCUGCAUUGUCCGCCGCUUCGGGAAGGCUCUCCGACGCCAUUGUCUGCGGCUGGGAGCCGAGAGCGGGGAGUGAUAAAGGGAAGGCUGAUGUUCGCGCGCGGGAUGUCCGAGCGAGAGCACUUCCGUCUUCCCCCGCGAGGCACGGGCUGGAUAAGCUACACGUUCGAGGACAGAGGUGCAGGAAGCUCGCAGAAGGAAGCGGAUGCAGGUUUGCGCUGUGAACCCGAGCGGAGAUGCGCACGCCAGACACCCUCACGUCGGGGUGGUGAACGCGGACCGCACGAGGACGCAGAUCUGUGGUCGGAGAUGGCGUUCACUGUCGAGUGCCACAAGCCCCGGGCUGCUUUUGAUAUCGAGCGAUCGGAACGCAUCCCAGCACCAUAUCCUGAUCUCAGCGUUGGCAGUGGCGCGCUUGGGAAGCUGCGCGAGGAAUAUCAUAUUAAUGGCGUCGCUGCCCCACCAGCUUGCGCUCAGAACGCGGAGAGCCCGGCCAUUGUGCUACAGGACAUCUCGAUUGCGCGAUCAGAACCCGCCAAGGUGCAGGCUGACCCGCGCGGUCCGUUCUCACAGCAACAAUGUUAG